AGCUGUGUUUUUACAGUUCCACUACGGACGAGUUAAAAGGAUACACUAUUUUGAGCUUCAAUAACCAAUGGUGGCUGACAGAAGGGGUUGUUCGUGCUGCAGUUGAAUUAGAGACGGUACUAUUCUAAGACCAUGAAUGAUCAGCCAUGGACCAGAUCACUUUUAAUCAUGAUACGGUGCUGUCAGAAAUUCACAUGCUGCUGCCCAAUGCACGCCGCCUUAUGACACGCCUCAACUGUGUUGGACAGCCUGUCUUCAUCUCCAAAUUCAAGCUCUUCUCAGAUGGUGAAGCACAUGACAACAGUGAUCCAAGGAAAGGUUUAGAGGAGGAAUAUGAUAACUCGAGGGAACAUGGGGAAAAAGACAUGAAGGCUGCCCUAGGAAAUGUGGAACCAUUGUUGGAUGAGGAUGGAGACCUUGACAUCACGCAGCGGCCGAGGAAAAAUACUGAGGCUAGCAGCCGAGAAGUGGUCUGUCCUGUCAUUCUCAAACAGUCCGGCCUUGUACUGGAACAAGAAGAGGAGAAUCCAGAUGAUGAAGCUGAUAAAUGCCUCAAAGACAUUAUAAGGAUUGAGCACACUAUGGCCACACCCCUGGAGGAUGUCGGAAAACAGGUGUGGCGAGGGGCGUUCCUCUUGGCUGACUUCAUCCUCUCUAGGCCGCUCAUGUUCAGAGGAGCUACAGUCCUAGAGCUGGGAGCGGGAAUAGGCUUAAGCAGCAUCAUCAUGGCAACUGUAGCCAAAACAGUAUACUGCACAGAUGUAGGAGAAGACCUUCUAAGCAUGUGCAAGAGAAACGUAACAUUAAACAAACACAUGAUGGAGCCUACAGGUGGUGAGGUGAGAGUGAGACAGUUGGAUUGGCUCCAACGUGACCUCUGUACAGAUGCUGACGUGGAAUUUAGCUGGACAGAGGAGGAAGUCGCAGAUAUGUAUAACAACACUAGCGUCAUCAUUGCUGCUGAUGUUUGCUACGAUGAUGAUCUGACGGAUGGAUUUUUCCGAACGCUUUACCAACUCUGCAGUAGCUUUACUCACACCUGCAUGAUUUUCAUCUCCAUUGAGAAAAGGAUGAACUUCACGCUGCGACACAUGGAUGUUUCCUGCGAGGCUUACGACCAUUUCACCCAGUGUCUGUCCCAGCUCCAGGACUUAGUGGAUGGACGAUGCAGCUUCAGAGUGCAGCAGCUCUGUUCUAACUUUGCACAAUUUCUUCAGUAUGAACGUGUAGAGCAGCUGGAGCUGUGGAAGGUCAUGGCCACUCCACUUGCAUUUGACAAAACCCUCUCUGAUUCCUCUUCUUGACCUGGACUCGCAUCAGAGCAGUGUGAACACUGUGCAGUCUUCACUGCCAGGCACACAGUUUGCUCCUUUCAGCAGCUGAAGGUUUAACAUGUAAACUAUAAAAGCUGAAGGCAACACUACCUGUUCCUAUGUGAGUAGCAUUUUUAAAAAAUAAUAAUUCACUAUAUACCUGCAUUUUGACAAAAGGAGUUUGUCAGGGAGUUGAAAAUAAAUGUAUUAUUAAUUUAAAAAUGGGUUAGCAUAAUUUAUUUCUCAACUUGAUUCAUGCCUUCUUACAUGGUCAGCUGUGGUUAAGACAUUUUGAGGAAAUGGAAGAACUCUAACUUUGUUAACUGAGAGUCACCUAGAGCUGCAUGCCUGAUUCAAAACCAAGUCGAAUAAAGUGUUACCACAGGCUGAAUGAAAA
This is a messenger RNA of Monopterus albus (swamp eel), 1710 nucleotides long. RefSeq names its product methyltransferase 22, Kin17 lysine (gene mettl22). Gene Ontology annotation, biological process: protein methylation. Gene Ontology annotation, molecular function: protein methyltransferase activity. Gene Ontology annotation, cellular component: nucleus. The transcript has 12 exons. Lineage: Eukaryota; Metazoa; Chordata; Actinopteri; Synbranchiformes; Synbranchidae. Bases 147 to 1304 code for a protein of 385 amino acids. The record is from RefSeq and is a predicted model, not a curated record.